AUAAUGUCAUAUUAUCUUCGUCCGAAAACAUUAGUUGUUCCUCAAUCAAUAUAUGAGUUACUAAAACUUCACUAUGCACUUAUUGCUUGUGUUGUAAUUGGAUUAUUAUAUAUUGUUGUAAUGUGGAUAACUGGAUUGAUAGUUUUCUGCUGUCGUUGUUGUUGUAACAAUUGUGGUGGUAAAAGAGUUCAGGAUCAAACAAGAACAACGUCACUAUGGAGGAAGAUUUUAAUACUUUUCCUAUUAAUAUUAAUAGUUUUAUUAUUAAUUGCUGUUAUUUGUAUGUUUGUAACACACAAUUCUUUAAGUACAAACUAUUCCACUUCAGAAAAAAAAACUGAUAUUGUGUUUGAAGAUAUGCAAUCAAUGCUUUAUAAUACAAAAAUUCAAUUAAGUUAUAUUGCCUUCAAUUGUACAAAAGAAACAUUUCAAGCUGUAUUCUCAAUAUUAAGUGGUACAGAAGAAUUUCUUGAAAAAGAAAUAACAGAAAAAAUUAGCCCUCUUGAAAACUUAACUAAUUCUGCAGAAUUAGUUGCAUCUGGUGUAUCAAAUUUCACUGAUAUUCUUUAUGCAAUAAAUAAUGCUGGAGAUAGAAUAUUUAAUAAUAGUGAACUUAUUAAACAAGGAUUGAGACAUAUUAAAGAAGAAUUAGAAAAACUAAAGGAGAAUUGUACUUCUGAUAAAUGUAAACAGAUAAACCCUGAUCAGUUUUCUAUUGAUUUGAAUUUUCAGAAUGUUUUUAUAAAAAAUGCAUUGGAUUCAUUCAGCAAAUUGAAUUCCACAGAAUUUGAAAGUAGUCUGCAAAAUGUAACUAAAAUAAUUGAAAGGCUUCCAAAAGAAAUAAGUGUGCAAACAAAAUCCUUACAAAAUGAAAUAAAAUCUGGUUUAAGUAAAGCAGCUAAAGAACUUAAUGAUUCUGCAACUAAACUUAUGAGUGAUAUAUUUCCAAAAACUGAAGAAACAUUAUACAAUGCUAGUAUACGUACGAAGCAGUACAUGCAAAGUGGAAAGAAAUAUGAUAGUUAUGGAAAGUAUACAACUCUUGGUAUUUGUAUUAUAAUGACAGUCAUUGUCUCUUUCCUUGUUAUUGGAUUGUUUUUUGGGAUCUGUGGUUAUCAAAAUAGUAGACCACCAACAAAAAGAACAACUAUGUCAAAUGUAGGUGGACAUUUUUUGUUGAUUUCUGUUACCUGGAUGUUCAUCUUUUCUGGUAUCUUCAUGCUGUUCACAAUAAUUCUGUUUUUAUUUGGUAGUAUCACAGAUACAUAUGUCUGUCAGCCAUUAUAUGAUAAAAAAUUGAUUAUGGUGAAUAAGGUAAGACAUUAUUUUUGAAAAAUGUAUAUAUAAAAUAAAAAGAUG
Molecule: messenger RNA, 1359 nt
Organism: Centruroides sculpturatus (bark scorpion)
Lineage: Eukaryota; Metazoa; Arthropoda; Arachnida; Scorpiones; Buthidae
Product: prominin-1-like
Exons: 12
Coding region: 4-1332 (442 amino acids)
Cellular component (GO): membrane
Source: RefSeq, a predicted model, not a curated record